AUGGGGCCCCGAGCCACCAGCCCUGCUGGCGAGUAUAAGUCGCAGCCACCCGACCGAGUGUGCCACGGUUGCUUCAAAAGUCAGUUGGGGUGGGGGUGCAAGUGCCCCCCUUGGCUCUGCUGUCAUCUGGGGCUGUGCACCUGUAAACAGCUUCUGCUGCUUGUGUACCGCAGGGCCCUUCCUGGUGACCCCCUCCCCGUGAUCUCCAUCAGCUCAGAAGAGAGCAGGACCAGGAACAAAUCUAGUACCUUCAGGGCAGGGAGGCGGCAAGUCCCCCACUCCCGCCCCGUCUGCUCCAGCCCCGCGCGUCCUGGCCACCCCGCCAUCGCCGACCCGUGUGUCUGUGUCCCCGCAGGUUUCGGAAUGACCACGCCGGCCACCGUGGGCGGAAAAGCCUUCCUCAUUGCCUACGGGCUCUUCGGCUGCGCGGGGACGAUCCUGUUCUUCAACCUCUUCCUGGAGCGCAUCAUCUCGCUGCUGGCCUUCGUGAUGCGCGCGUGCCGAGAGCGCCGCCUGCGCCGCAGCGGGCUGCUGCCCGCGCCGCUGCGCCCCGAGGCCGACGGGCUGGCGGGCUGGAAGCCCUCGGUGUACCACGUGCUGCUCAUCCUGGGGCUCUUCGCGGUGCUGCUGUCCUGCUGCGCCUCGGCCAUGUACGCCAGCGUGGAGGGCUGGGGCUACGUGGACUCGCUCUACUUCUGCUUCGUCACCUUCAGCACGAUCGGCUUCGGGGACCUGGUGAGCAGCCAGCGCGCCGCCUACCGCCACCAGGGCCUCUACCGCCUGGGCAACUUCCUCUUCAUCCUGCUCGGCGUGUGCUGCAUCUACUCGCUCUUCAACGUCGUCUCCAUCCUCAUCAAGCAGGUGCUCAACUGGAUGCUGCGCAAGCUGAGCUGCGCCUGCUGCGCGCGCUGCUGCCCGGCGCCCGGCGCGCCCCUGGCCCGGCGCAACGCCAUCACGCCGGACCCGGACGCCGAGGGCCGCCGCCUGUCGGGCGAGCUCAUCUCCAUGCGCGAUCUCACGGCCUCCAACAAGGUGUCGCUGGCGCUGCUGCAGAAGCAGCUGUCGGAGACGGCCAACGGCCACCCGCGCGGCGCGUGCGUCCCCGCGCGCCAGAACGGCUUCUCGGGCGGCGUGGGCGCGCUGGGCAUCAUGAACAACCGGCUGGCGGAGACCAGCGCCGCCAGCUUCCCAGAGACAUUCCAGUCCUCUAAGGUGGAACAGUAGCUCAGGAUCCAGGGUCACGUGAGCAUUUGUGCCCACAUCCCCUGGGUCCCCGCCCCAAUCUCAGUGGCGCUGCCUAGCACAGCACACCGUCAUGCUUCCCACAGGUUCAGUGCCCACGAACCCAGGGCUGCUGCUGUGAAGAGCCGAGGCUCCCCGGGUCAGGGGAUUUAGGACCCCUAAAGAACAUGUAGUCUGGCCUCCCGCUUGAGGAUACCCUCUGAGAAGAAGGGAUGGGCCCUCCCAGCAGCUGGAGAACAAUGACACUGACAGGGAUCCCUUCCUUCUACGCAGGUCCUUCUGAACCUCAGGCAAAAAAGGCCGCCAUUUUCCCAGAUGCCAAGGCCUCCCCCACCGCCAUGGAGGUCUCUAGCUGACCCACAGCUGGUAGCUCACUGCAGCCCACAGCUGGCUCGGGCUGCAGGAGCUGCACACCCCCCUCCACCUGCUGGACUGAGGGCUGCCAUAAAGGCGGCGGCGCCCCAACCAGCUGUGGCCACACAGCAGCCAGCGUGUUGGCACCAGACCUUUGUGGGGUUGGACAGGCAGGUGAAGGGUCAGGCUCCAUCCUCUGAGUCAAGCCGGAGGCCCAGGCCUGGUGAAGGAUCCAAAGGCUCAGGACGUCUCAGGCCCUCAGCUGGCGGAAAGUAUCACAGCACCACGGACACGUGUGCAUACGCACACACAGCAGCCUUACCAAGAGCUCCUAGGCCUCUUCCCCAUAGAAAAUCCCAAUGUAGGCCACUUUAAGAAGGAAGAUUUCAGCCUAGUGUAUUGGCGCAUGCCUAUAAUCCCAACUAUUUGGGAGGCUGAGACAGGAGGAUCACAAGAUGAAGGCCAGCCUGGCCA
Messenger RNA from Chinchilla lanigera (long-tailed chinchilla), 2070 nucleotides. RefSeq names its product potassium channel, two pore domain subfamily K, member 12 (gene Kcnk12). Bases 1 to 1224 code for a protein of 407 amino acids. Gene Ontology annotation, biological process: stabilization of membrane potential; potassium ion transmembrane transport. The transcript is spliced from 4 exons. The record is from RefSeq and is a predicted model, not a curated record. Gene Ontology annotation, cellular component: membrane. Gene Ontology annotation, molecular function: potassium ion leak channel activity. Lineage: Eukaryota; Metazoa; Chordata; Mammalia; Rodentia; Chinchillidae.